AACAUGGAAUAUGUGAUCAUUUCAGCGGCGCGUCUGCAGAUCGGUAGAAAAAAAGUGGCCUUCAGAGCAGAUUUUUAGCCAAACAACUGUCUUACAACCGUAAACCUAAUUGAAAACUGACCUUUAACGCUGCCAACGAAGUCUUUGUUGGUUAAUGUUCAACUCUAGCCUGACAAGGAAUUUAGAAAUGGGACUUUGCAUUUAGACUGUGAAAGCAGCCAGCCAGACUGACGGACAUGGGCAGCGGUACAAGCCGAGGGAAGAAAGUUGCACCUGUGUGUGUCAGCGAGGUAAACGUGACCAAAACAGCUGCCGGCACUUCACCCGAACAGGACAGCAGUCCGUUCAAGCCUCUCAAAAUCCAUGCCAUUUUGCGCAACGCGCGCAACCGUGCGCAACCGGACUGCCACAGCGAGGGGCACGACUCUGACUUUUCCAGAGAGGACGAUGACAUUGAUGGAGAGCUGGACACAGUUCUUGCAGAUUACGAGGAGCGAGGGAGAGUUUCUGUGAAGAAACACCCCCCCAAAAAGACCGACAUCAGAUCCAAAACAUACGGACUGUGUAAUUUUAGUAAGGACGACGACGAGGACUUAAGUUCCAGAGCCGAGGAGCCACGUGGAUCACACGACCUAUCAAGAGAUGUAAACAAAAGGGGCAAUGAUGCUUUCACACACUUUAAAAAACACACACAUGCGUGCCCAAGUCAGCACAGUUCCUCCUCUCGGGGCUUUUUGACAAGAGGAGCUUUGUUGGAAGCUGGUACCGCGUCAGAAAAACAAUCGACUUAUGGCAGCUGCCAUAGCCCCACUCUCACCAUGCCAGUCAUCCCUUACCAUGGAUCAGAAGAGGAGCUGAUGGACACUAUUGAGAGAGAGUUUAGUUGACCCCCAGCUGAGAAAGCUGCAGCAAAGCUGUUGCCCUCUUCAGCUGUAUUCAUAGGUUUGCAGAAGACAUUUUAAAAAGUGAAAGUGAACCAGGGUUUCUUUUGACAAUUUUCUGCUACUAAGGAAGGAUUUCCUGGAUAAAUGUAACAUUUUUUGUGUUGAGCUGUGGGUGGCCCAGUGUCGCUGGCCUCCCACAGAGAACACACCUACUUAUUUGUUACCUAUUACUUACUUUACUUUAACUUGUCUGUUAAUAGAUAACGGAGAGAGAACAGAUGUUUCUCUGGUUGCUGAAACUCAGCAGUCCUUCUCAAAUCUAGCAGCAAAGGCACAUUGUUGACGCUGUACAGUGCAGUGUGUAGGGUAGUUUUCCCAUAGGUGGCAACCCUCCAAAGGUAUGAGCUGGGGUUGUUUAUUUAAGGUUUCCUUCCUGACCACAGUUCCUGCACUUCUCCACCCUUAUGAAAAAGGAAUGUGUGGCAACAGAGACUUUCAGUCAUGCUCAGUUUGACCCAGCUGUGUUUCUGCCUGCUAAUACAAGAUUCAGCCACAUUCAAACAUAAAGGCCUGCUGCCACAUAGUGGUGGAACACAGUAGUUGUCUGAAUGAACAACAACUGCACUUGUAACUGUUUAACGAAAGGUGAAUUUCAACCAGAAAUGUAGAGGAAUAGUUUUGUAAUUUUGUUUUAUAUUGCAAAUAAAAAUGGACUAUUGCUGUA
This is a messenger RNA of Micropterus salmoides (largemouth bass), 1608 nucleotides long. RefSeq lists its product as uncharacterized. The coding region runs from base 237 to 887 and encodes 216 amino acids. The record is from RefSeq and is a predicted model, not a curated record. The transcript is spliced from 3 exons. Lineage: Eukaryota; Metazoa; Chordata; Actinopteri; Centrarchiformes; Centrarchidae.